AAUAGCCAUGACUUUUGCUAAUGGUGAUACUGAAAAUGGGGUGGCGAAAAAGCCGACGAAAAUUAAAUCUGGCACGGCAAAAUACCACCUGCAAACAUUAAAAACUGUAUCAAAUUCACUGGCACACCUGCUGAUAGGCCUUGUGUGUAUUAUAACUCUAUUCUUCACGUUCUUUGAUGGAGUACCGGUUUAUAUGCCAAAUAUACACGUCGCUUUAUCAAUUUUAGGGUAUCAAUUUCUGAUGGCAGAAGGGAUCUUAAGUCUGUGUCCUCACAACGCGUGGUCUGCACAUCUUACCUUAGUCCACAAGAAGCGAAUCCAUUGGAUUCUCCAAAUCAUGGGAUCUACUCUCGCUAUUGCUGGGAGCGCCAUCUACAUUGAAUUCAAAACCGUACAUUGGGAUACUUUACAUGGACAGUUUGGUAAGUGCUAUAUUUAUAUUGGAUUCGUGUUAGCAUUACGCAUCAUAUGAUAUAUGUAGGUAAUU
Trichoplusia ni (cabbage looper) is the source of this 487-nucleotide messenger RNA. RefSeq lists its product as uncharacterized. Bases 8 to 472 code for a protein of 154 amino acids. The transcript has 2 exons. The record is from RefSeq and is a predicted model, not a curated record. NCBI's taxonomy places the organism in Eukaryota, Metazoa, Arthropoda, Insecta, Lepidoptera, Noctuidae.